Messenger RNA from Strongyloides ratti, 2334 nucleotides. RefSeq lists its product as hypothetical. The transcript has a single exon. NCBI's taxonomy places the organism in Eukaryota, Metazoa, Nematoda, Chromadorea, Rhabditida, Strongyloididae. The coding region runs from base 1 to 2334 and encodes 777 amino acids. The record is from RefSeq and is a predicted model, not a curated record.
AUGAUGACUGUUCAUCAAUUAUUAUAUGUAUUUUUCAUAUGUUUAACAAUUUGGAUAUCAAAAGGAUCAACCUCAACAGAAAAUUUUAAUGUUACUGUUUAUAAUUUAUAUGAAGAUUUCUAUUUUGGAAAAUUUGAUUUUAUUUUAAGAACGGGUGAAGUAUUAUUGAAUUAUAAACCAUACAAAAAUUCAAUUGAAAAAUGUGAAAAUAUUUAUGUUAAACAUAAAAUGAUUUGUUAUAUUGGAUACGAACAAUUUAUUCAAAAGAGAGUUAAUAAUCUUUUCAAUGUAUUUAUAUCAGUAAAUGAAAUAUCUACAAAUAAUUCUAAUAAUAUAACAUCAUUAAUGAGUAUAAGUGUAGAAAAUAUUUGGGAAGAUAAGCUCAAAUGUAACUGUGAUGGAAAUCAUUUUAAUCUUCAUCUUAUAAAUAAAAACUUAAAAGAUAUUUUAAAAGAAAAAGGUUGGGUUACGCCAAAUCAUGAUUUUCCUAUUUAUAUUGUACUCAAAGCACAAAAUAAUCAAAAAUCAUUUUUAACUGUUCCAUAUUUUAAUGAAAUGUUUUUUGUUCAUGGUUGUCCAAGUGAUAAUUAUAAACAAACUAUGUUAGAUGCAAAGUAUAUAGUUGAUGAACAUGUGAAAAAAAAUGGAGUUCUUAAUUUUGGUUCAACUGAAAAUUUUUGGUUAUUACCUAUUAUUCCAAAAGUAUUCAAUGAAAAAUUCUUUGUUUGUGGAACAUUAAAACAACCAUCACUACCUGAUAUAAUUGUUGGAUAUCAACUGAUAAAUGAUAUGGGCAAAGUAAAGUCAUUAUCUGUGAAUAAAUAUCCUGUUGCUUCAAAUAAAGCAUGUGACAAUGCUAAUAUUUCUAUUUAUUUAUCCUUUCUUUAUAGUUACAACAUUAAUCAAGUGGAAACACUAAUGCCAUUUCAAAAAAUGAAACGAAAUAUUCAAAAAAAUUAUAUAAGCAACAUAUAUACAUUUGAUGUUUCUUCAUUUAGUGGUGAUGAAAUUUCUUAUAAUUUUGCAGACAUUACACCUGUACGACCUUCAUGUAUAGAAACAUUUAAAAAUCAGAAUAGUAAUUUUCAAUCAUUACUAAUGUAUAAUACUUUAUUAAGUGAAAAUUUUCAUAAUUUAUCACAUCUUAUAAUUAAUGAAAAUUUUUACAACAGAUAUCAUAGGAUGUUUUGUCCUAUAAAAUUUAAUGAUUAUGAAAAUAUAACUUCAUACGAUUAUUAUUCACAACCUGUUAAAGAUUCAAUAUAUAGAGAUCAUCAUUUAUACAACAAUAUAAGUUAUCCAAUAAAACGUUUAUAUACUUCAAAAAAACAAUUUGAAACUUUUGGAAAAUAUUUUUGUUAUACUAAUGAUGAAUAUAAUGUCAUUCAAAAGAACAAAAAAAAAGAAAAAAUAUAUUUUUAUCUUUUACCAAAAAACAAUGAAACAUUUGAAUUGUUAUCUAAAAAGAUUGAAAACUUAUAUCAAUUAUUUUAUGAGUAUGGAGAUUAUAUUCUAUCUUUUUCUUCAUUGGAAAAUAUAAAAGUUUUUGAUGGUGAAAAGCUUAUAUAUUCUGUAACAAAUUUUUCAUUGAAUAAUCAUGAAAAAUUAUUCGAUUAUUCAAUGUAUCCACAAAUUACAAUUAAACGUAAAUAUAAAACAAUAAUAAAUACAACUUUUUAUACAGAACAACAAUUUAAUAUAUCUCUUGUUAUUAAAAAUCUAAAAAAAAGUACAUUAAUGUCUUCUAUUGAAACAACCGUUCCAAAAAUAAAUAUAGAAACAACUACAAAUGUUGCUACAGAAGUAACUAAAAAAGUUACCACAGAAGCAACAACGAAAGCUACUACAGAAGCAACUACUAUAGCUACUACAGAAGCAACUACUAUAGCUACUACAGAAGCAACUACUAUAGCUACUACAGAAGCAACAACGAAAGCUACUACAGAAGCAACUACUAUAGCUACUACAACAGCAAGUACAAAAGUUACUACAGAAGCAACAACUAUAUCUACUACCAAAGCAACUACUAAAAAAGUUGAAAUUGAAAUAAUGACUACAACGACGACUGUUAAACCAACAACAAAAAAAUUAGAAAAAGUUAUUAUGAUAACUACAUCUACUAUUCCAUCAAAAAUAAUUGGACCACCAAAAGAAGAACCAACAAUUAUUCGUCAAAAAAUUAAAGAUGAAACUAAAUCUAAUAGUUUUGUCUGGAUAUCAGUAUCAGUAUUUUUCUUAUUCUUUAUCAUACUUCUAGUGAUAAUAAUAUAUUUGGUAAUAAAAGAAAAACUAAAAUAUAACUCAAAUAAUGGUAGUAAAAGUUUAGAAGAUUAA